Messenger RNA from Plasmodium knowlesi strain H, 1398 nucleotides. Its product is annotated as WD repeat-containing protein WRAP73, putative. Gene Ontology annotation, cellular component: mitotic spindle; MWP complex; microtubule organizing center. NCBI's taxonomy places the organism in Eukaryota, Apicomplexa, Aconoidasida, Haemosporida, Plasmodiidae. The record is from RefSeq and is a predicted model, not a curated record. Gene Ontology annotation, molecular function: protein binding. Bases 1 to 1398 code for a protein of 465 amino acids. Gene Ontology annotation, biological process: microtubule anchoring at mitotic spindle pole body; mitotic sister chromatid segregation; protein localization to mitotic spindle pole body. The transcript has 12 exons.
AUGAUGAAGUCCAAAGUGGUCAAGUGCGACUUGUGUUGUUUCUCCAAAGAUGGAUUAUUCUUACUAUAUGCAAUUGCAAAUAAAAUAAUUCUGAUAGAAUCUGUGUCGCUUGAUUUAACUCGGGUUUAUGUGAACAGCUACAAAAUAGACUCCAUUGACUUUUCAGAGGAUCACAUUCAUUUCUUGGCGUUAGCAAAGGAGGAGGGAUGCGUUUGCGUCUACUCCCUGUAUAGUAGUCACAUCGUUAGUAUAAUAUAUGACGCUUUCCAGUCCUAUGUCUGUUCCUUUUUCCUGGGCCGAAGGACAAACAUAUUAAUUCAUAAGUACGAGCGGAAAUGCAUAAGCAUCUACGAUGUAAACAACGUGAACGACGUGGAUCACUCCCUAGUCACCAUCCAACAUGUGAAGUCGGAGGGGGAAAAAAACUAUUGUGUCAGUGCAGAAUAUGAUAUCCUUGGUUGUCUAACUGAAUCGAACAAGGAGAAUAAAAUAACGCUGCUCUGUUUGCAGAGUUAUAAAGUAAAACAGGAAAUAAUUUGCAGGAACUUCAAUCCCAGUGAGAUAUUUUUCUCUUCAUUGAAUGAUAUCAUAGCUUACAGUAAUAAAUACAAAUCGGUGCAUGUGUACAAGUCGAGUGGGGAGCUACUCUAUGUUUAUAAUUUCGGCGCGAACUUAGCAUGUGUAAAUAUCGCGUCUAACAGUAAGGAGCGGAAUAUCCUCUCACUAGGAAUGGAAGAUGGAGUUGUUACAAUUCUACACCUGGAAAACUUGAAAGAAAUAAAAAAAAUAGUUUUAAGCGAGACCGUGAUAAUGAACGAGCAAAUGAAAAUAUAUAAAGAAAACACCUCCACCAGGAUUUUCCUAAACGGGGUUCUAUCGCCUGAAACGAUCCCAGAAAAGGAGAGAAAGGCAAAUUUUUCCUUUUACAGCAACGUCUCGGAAGGAGUUAAGGAAGGCGAAUACAAACUGCUGAAGUGUGAGAAGGAAAAAGGAACUGAUUCUGUUCGAAAGGGGAUAACGGAUAUAUUCUCUCCAGUGGGCAUCACCUUUUUAUCAUUCAGUUUGUGUGGGACCUUCCUGUCGAUCAUAAGUGAGAGCCAUAACAACACAGUCCGGAUUUAUACAGCGGAGAAUUACACUUGUGUAGCCAUACUACAACAGAAAAAAAGAAUAACCUAUUUACGAUGGGAUCAUGCUCUGUACAAGGCAAGGUUGCUCAUUUGUACGAAUUCAUCGCACUUGUUUGUGUGGCUUCCGAACGAGUGCUCCAUACUGGAAAUGCCUUGCGGGUUCACGUGCAAGGAGGCGGAAUGGAACUGCCACGGAACGGCCCUACUGGCAAAGAGUGAGAAAGGCCUAGUCAUAUUUCACGCGAAGCAUAUUGCCCAUUCGCGAUGA